Messenger RNA from Dermacentor andersoni, 1619 nucleotides. RefSeq lists its product as uncharacterized. Lineage: Eukaryota; Metazoa; Arthropoda; Arachnida; Ixodida; Ixodidae. The record is from RefSeq and is a predicted model, not a curated record.
AAUUAAUCAGGAAGAGGUUUUAGCCUCCAAGGGUAGGCUAUUCGACACUAUGAUGGCUGCGAAGCUUAAGGUAUUUUGUCUGUAAUUAGUGCAAGCCCUAGGCAGUAAAAUAUUAUUAUUCUAGAAAAAAGAUACAUUAUUAGAGUUAGUCGUAAAUUUCCUUCCUAUGGUGUAAACGCAUGUAUUGUUUAAUAAUAACGAAGCAAUUGUUUUUUUUUUUCUUUCAGGGAGUAACUUACUUUUGUGAAGUAUUCGACGGGUAGAUGUGUUCCAAUGUGUUGACGUCGGAAAUAAAAUUGAAUCACUGGUUGUUCAAUGCGUUACUGUUAUAUCCUAAAAAGUUUACCGUGCGAAUCUAUGAACCAGAAUCUAGCUUCUUGUUACCUAUUUAUCAACCUCUCCCGCUACUCUACCUCUUGCUGCAGUUCCGAGCCUACGUGCUCUUUGCCCUUACCACCAGUGCCUUUGCUGGCCACGUCGGUGGCGGUUACGGGCUCGGCCAAAGCCUUGGCUACGGUCUUGGUUAUGGACUGUCUAGUUACGGCUUAUCCCAUGGCAUUGGCUACUCUGGCCUUACUGGCUACAGCCUUGGUUACGGUUAUGGCCACGCCCCAUCGGUAGGCCGCACUGUCUCCACCUACCACGCUGCCCCAGCGGUUGCCACAUACGUGGCUGCCCCAUCUGUGACUAAAUUCGCCACCACUUACCAAGCCACCCCAGCCGUAGCUCCCUACGCCGCUGCUCCAGCUGCCCCCUAUGCAACGGCCCCAGCUGUCGCCAAAGUUGCUACCUAUGCUCCUGCUCCAGUAGCCACCUACGCUGCCACCCCUUCAGUCGCCAAGGUUCACACCUAUGCUGCUGCCCCAGUCGCCACCUAUGCUGCUGCCCCAGCUGUGACCAAGUUUGCCACCUAUGCUCGUGCCCCAGUGGCCACCUAUGCUGCUACCCCAGUCGCCACCUAUGCUGCUGCCCCAGCUGUGACGAAGGUUGCCACCUAUGCUCGGGCCCCAGUGGCCACCUACGCUGCUGCCCCAUCAGUCGCCAAGGUUCACACCUAUGCUGCUGCCCCAGUGGCCACCUAUUCCGCUGCCCCAGCUGUGACCAGGGUUGCCACUUACGCUCGUGCCCCAGUCGCCACAUACGCUGCUACGCCUACUGUCAGCAACGUUGCGAGUUACGCUGCUGCUCCAGUCGCCACCUACGCUGCUGCUCCAGCUGUAACCAAGGUUGCUGCCACCUACGCUGCUGCCCCUGUCGCCACCUAUGCUGCCACCCCAGCUGUGGCCACUGUUGGACAUGCAACUCCAGCUUUCGCUGCCUACGCUGCUGCCCCAGCUGUUGCCACUAUUGCUCACGCUGCUCCAGCAGUUGCCACUUACGCUGCCCCAGCUGUCGCUGCCUACGAGGCUGUUCCAGCCUAUUACAGCUAUGGCGUUGGCACUCUCGGAUACGGUGCCGGGCACUAUGGUUACGGCCACGGUCUCCUUGGCUACGGCCUGAACUACGGGUACGGUCUCGGCACCCCGUACCAUUAUGGUGCCCUUCUCCGCAGGAAGUCAAAAUGGAGUGUCAAUGGCAAUGAUGGCAACGGCAAUCAUGACCUUGAGAGUGGAAUCUAG